Eutrema salsugineum is the source of this 959-nucleotide messenger RNA. RefSeq lists its product as uncharacterized. The transcript has a single exon. Lineage: Eukaryota; Viridiplantae; Streptophyta; Magnoliopsida; Brassicales; Brassicaceae. Bases 235 to 855 code for a protein of 206 amino acids. The record is from RefSeq and is a predicted model, not a curated record.
CUCCAAAACAAAAAGUAAAAUAAAAAUAAGCUAAAACAGUAUUAAAAUCAAAAGCAAAGAAGAUUCCACUGCGUUUUCAAUUGAUGUACGCGGCUUUAAUGUUCACAUACUUUGUCUCAUGUUUUUCUAUUAAAUAAGAAGGAUUAUAAAGGAAGCUCUCACUCUCUCACCUUGACCGACCUUGAUAACUAGACCAUAUAGAGACCAAAACUAAGAAGAGCACAUAAGUCGAGCAUGGGGAACUGUUUAUUCGGAGGGUUGGGCGACGAGCAAGACUUAUCGAUCAAAGUCAUAAAAUCCGACGGAGGAGUUCUCGAGUACUACUCCCCCGUCACCGCAGGCUCCGUGUACCUCGAAUUCUCAGGCCAUGCUAUUUUCUCGGCCCUUGAUAUCCUCUGGAAACCCUUGCCUCACCACCACCACCUCGUCCCCGGUCAGUCAUACUAUCUCUUGCCCAAUAUUGUCUCCGAUGACGAGUUAAAGACUUUUGUCGGAAACUGCCACGUAAGAUCCAACAGCGAGUCCUUGCCUGCGAUAACUCCGUACAGAAUGUCUCUGGAUUACAACCACAGGGUGUUGAAGAGAUCAUACACAGACGUAUUUUCAAGAAACAUCGACACGAGGACCCGACAAAAGGAGAAAAGGACGAAGAGGAAGCGUACGAGCAACAAAGGUGGAAUAUGGAAAGCGAAGCUGGUCAUAAACACGGAAGAGCUGUUGCAAAUAUUGUCAGAAGAUGGAAGAACAAAUGAGCUGAUAGAGACUGUGAGAGCUGUGGCCAAGGGUGAAAACGACGUCGCAUCAAGCAUCACAAGUGGGUCGUCUGAGAUUGACUUGUCGGUGGUACAUGUCUAGAUUUUACAUCUUAUGGCAGAUUUGCUGACAGUUGCAUGUAUCUAAAUGUAUGUGGUUACUGGUUAAUGAGUUUACUUGGCAUGUAUUAACAGAAAAAAGUAAAG